Physella acuta is the source of this 3226-nucleotide messenger RNA. Its product is annotated as transmembrane protein 33. Gene Ontology annotation, biological process: membrane organization; endoplasmic reticulum tubular network organization. Gene Ontology annotation, cellular component: endoplasmic reticulum; membrane. NCBI's taxonomy places the organism in Eukaryota, Metazoa, Mollusca, Gastropoda, Physidae. The record is from RefSeq and is a predicted model, not a curated record.
AGCUCUUCCGUAAAAAGAAUAAUGAUUGUGCUGCGCAAUCUCUUCAUUUAUGGAAAUGACGAGAACAAAUAUCGUUUAACAGUUAACUUAUGCAUCACCACUAACUAAUCUAAAUUGAAAUUGAACAUGGCAGACACUCAAGAAAACAGAGAUAGUGGUGCCAAUGGGCCUUCAAAUGAUGGCUCAGGUGAUGGACCACCAGCCUCAAGUAGGAGAAACCCCGUGCUGGCACAUAUGAUGCAAAACAAAAUAGAAACCACGCUUUGGUUCACAAGGAUAUUCACUGUUGUCUGUUCAGUUGUCUUCUUACUUCCAAUAUUUGGAGGUAACCCCCACAGUUUUUAUCAACGAGCUCUUAUAGCAGCAGCUGCAACCAGCGCCCUGCGCUUGCACCAGCGCGUGCCAGUGGUGCAGCUGAACAUGGCCUUUCUGAGGGACCUGUUUGCUGAAGAUGCCAGUCACUACCUCAUGUACUGCAUCAUCUUCUUGAACACCUACCCAUUGACCAUUUCUCUGAUUCCUGUAUUCAUGUUUGCCUUGUUGCAUGCAUGCUCAUUCACAAAAACUAUCCUAAAUCUGAUGGGUCCAGCAUCGUUGAUGUUUGUACGCAACAUGAUCACAAAACUGGAAGCUCAACAGGUCAACAUUCUGAGGUUCAUAGCCAGUACAGAGAUAUUGCUCAUGCCAGUCAUUGUCAUCCUCAUAUUCAGUGGGAAGUGUAGCUUGUUUCUGCCUUUUAUAUACUACCGCUUUUUAAGCCUGAGAUACACCUCACGGAGAAACCCUUACAACAGGCAGUUGUUCAGUGAGUUUAACCAAACUGCAUUGUACUUAUGUAACAAGCCUCAGUGCCCUCAGUUCAUUCGUACCAUCUGCUACAAGGCAAUAGGUUUUAUUACUAGACUCGCCCCAGUCGUACCAACUUCGUAAAGAGGUUUUUGAAUCUACUACAUGUGUUUUAUUUCUGAAAAUUCUAGAUAUAAUUUUGUUUGUGAACUGUACGUGGCCUAUGUUAAUGAAUUUUUUUUUAAUUAUUUAUUUUCAAACGAGGCAUCUUGAGAGUUGCUUUUUAUCAUAUAAUUGAUAUAUUUUAAGUAUGAUACACCCUCAAAUAGUCCUAUGUAAAAUUAUUAUUGAAUAACUUAAGCAGUCUUAAUAUUUUCUGUUUGAAAACUAUUAUGACAUUCAGAAAAACAACAAUUUAUUCAUGAGUGUUCCCAAACUUGUGGGCUAGCAUCAGCCUUCUAGGCUGACUGUGCCAAGAAGGAUGUGUUUAUUUAUCUCCCCUAAUUUGGUAAAUAACUUCUUAUUUGAAUUCAUUAUUUCAGUGUUAACAUCCAUUAUGUUUUUUUAUUGAUGUCUGUGGUAGUAAGCUGUAGCAAAAUGUUUUGUUUUCAGGGUCGGUUUUUAGUUUUAUUCUAGCAUGCUGCUGUGAGGUUUUUGUUGAUCCAACAAAUAGAUUCUUAGGGGAUUUUAUUUGAGUCAGUUUACUGCCUGCAGUUGUGGGUGGUCAUACAUUUAGGUUUGAUUAGGGUUUACGUCCAGCCAAUUUACUGCCUAAUUUUUUUUUCCGUUGUUACUAUUGUUUGUUUUAUUUAGAUAUUUUAAAAUAAUAUUCCUGUAAUCUGUAAUAGUUACAGUUUGGGACUUGAAAUGGUUGAAAGUCUACUGAGGAUAAAAGUUUAGGGAUGUCGUGGUUAGUAACAACUAAUAAAGUAUGUCUUUUACAUAGGGGAAAUCAUUCCAUAACAUUUUCCAAUGUGAUUUCAUUAUCUUCCCAAUAAAAUUUAAAGAACAUAGUUAACUAUCUGUGAUACCUGGUCGUAAACUUAGCUGAACAAACCUAGGAUUUUUAAACCUACCACAGUUUGUAAAUGAUGUGUGAGGUAAUCUUUAUAUUCAGUAAACCAGCUGAGCUGUUGGCGGUUUUGUUUACAACCACUACAAAUAUAAGUAUCACAGUUGAGUUACUCGUCAUUAUGAUUUGCAUUUAUGUAGUGUUGUACUAUAUCUUAAAGCAGAUACUAAUUGGAAUUUCAUUUAUGUAAAUCGGAUUAGCUAAUUUAAUCAGAACAGUUUAGUUUCAAAGUCUGUAAAUAAAUUUAAAAAAUCUGUACAGUAACAAGUACAGUUAAUUUGAGCAAUAGUUGAGAAUUUUCCUAACCACUUGUGUGGUUCAUAUUAGAAACCUUGUACGAAACUGUAAGGGUGAUUCAUGAACUCAGCACCCACAAGAGACUGCUCAGUGGUUACAUACCUGAAGAAUUAGCACUGUUUGAAUAUUGUGUGCUACCUUUUUUAGAUCACUGGAUUGUUUUUGCUGAUAGUGUGAAGAUUAUAUUAAAAUACUAAGUACUAGUACCUUCAAGUCCUAAAGUUUCAUGACAAGAAUUCCAGCUUUGGUAAUCAGCAGCUUUUAAGUUAUAUUACAGAAUUAUUUGUACCCUCUUUAUUUUUUAAUUUAAAAAAAAUCACUUUUUGCCUCAAUAGUUUUAAAUAUUAUCACUAUUAAAACAAUCUUGAAAGUUUUAAAUGUUUUAAUGUACAUCUGUAAUUUUUCCCACUACGCUAUCACAUUAAGAUUUCAUGUUUGUAGUUUUAAAUGGUUGAUUGACUGUCGUGAUAGAGAACAAGAAAUCCUGUCUGGUACACGUUUAGCAUGGCACGUCUUACCUAGAAAUUCUGCUAAGAUAAAAUUAGUGGCUAGUAUGUCUGUCCUUUGCACCAAGAUGUGAAUGCUAAGUUUUAAAAGACUUGGUGCAUUAUGCCAGUAUUUCAAAACCUUGCUAUAAUUACACACAAAUACUGUGCUGUUUGAUACAACUUACACCACAUAAAGAUUUUCCUUAAGGAUAUAUGACAGAGUACAUCAGAUUAUCAAAAUUUUUUUUCCAAAUAAUGCAUGUUUUUAAGAUUUUGAUUUCCCUCUUUACUCAUAUUUACAGAUUUUCUUUCUAACCUCCAUCUGGUAGUUUCUUUUAUGUCUUUUAAGCACUGCAUUUUGCCCUUCUGUUAAUAUUAGUUUAUACAUUAAGUGAAUGGAAAUUCUAAGCUUCAACUCUCCUGUUGAUCUUACUAUUUCUAAUAGUAUAGAAUUUUUUAUUUAAGCUCACAAAUAUGAUUUGUAUUGAUGAAUCUAUUUUGAUUUUAAUUACUUGAAAUAAAAACUGAAUAGAAAUUGUGAAUGUUUUAAUUUUCAAUAUGAAAUAAAUAUUUUUACUUUUGA